UUAAAAAAUUUAGUUUGCUGGUUCGAAUGAUGUCUCGAGUACUUUGUUUGGGCUAUGUCUUUCUCUUUUUCUUUAAUGAAGCAACAACACAUAGUAGUUAGAUUUAGACUUUAAUUUAAUUACAAAAAUGUAAUGUAGCUUAGUGGUAGAAUGAUGAUAUUUUGAAUAGAUGGUCAGCACUAGAGACUUGAGAAGAUGUAGAGGUGAUAUAUGAUCGGGUGCAGUUUGUACCCACACGUUUUAAUUAUAUAUAUUGAUUUGACACAAAAUUAUCUUUUACGAACUUUUUAUUGUUAAAAUUCACCUUAUGACUGAAUUUCAUAGUUGACUUCAAAUAUUCACAUUAACUUGCUUGUGUCUGAUGAAUUAUUCGUAAAAGGUGGUAGGAUGCCAACUUUUUUGACCAAUGUGGAUUUAUUUUAAAAAAGAUGUUAUUUACAAAAGUGGUUUUUGUCAAAUUUGUCAAGUUAGAGCAAGUCAACCAGAGAAAACUGAAGUGAAUACUGAGAUUGCGGCAAAAUAUGGCUUUUCAAAAAAAAAGUUUGUAAAAGGUGGUUUUGUCCCACUCAAAAAUUUGUGAUGUUUUAGAGUUUUAAAAGUUUAUCUUCAUAUUUCAAUAAAAAAUUGGAAAAUGGUCAGAUUAGUUACACAUAAGAUAUUAAAAGUUAAGCAAAAUACAUAAAUUAUAUAUUUUCAGUAGAUAUUAUGUGUCUUUUGUGUAAUAUUGUCUAAUCUAAUCAAAUAAUUAAGUCACAUAGUAUAACUCGAGAAAAUUAUUUUUUUAAUAUGUAGUCAUAGUUACAUGGACUCUUCAAUUCACCUCAAGUACCUGUGUUGGAUUCUUGACAUUCAGACGUGGACACCGACACUUAGACACUUCAUUUUGGGCCAAAAUUAUUGAAAUUUUUCAUAGAAUAACGGGGUCAGACACUUGGACACGUACCCGUAUCAGACAUGAGUAUACGAGUCCAGGUAAUAUAGUCUGUAGUAGUCUCAGGUGAUUUGUGGAAGUGCCCAAAUAAUAGUUUUUUAAAAAAACUCAUGGUUAUCUACUAUUUAGUACUCCUAUUCAUGUAACAAAUUACCAUAAUAUAGGUAACUUGUGCAUUUACAAGUAUGUAACUCAGGUACCACUAAAAAAAGUCUGUCUAGUUUAUGUUUUGAUCCCAAAAACAUAAAUUUCAUCAGAAAAUCAUACUUUCCCAGACCAAUAUUGCUAUAGAGAAGAAAAACAUGUUCCAAACUCUGACAGUAUGAGCUUUAUUAACAGAUAAGCCGCCAUGAUGCAUAUUACAGUAUAUAUUCCUGUCAGUACUCAGUACUAUAUUCCUCACUGUUUUUUCUUCUCAACUUUUUAGAACAUUCUUCUGUUAGAGUUUGUCUCUAGUACACUAUAGUACUGUACUAAGUACACCCACACAACUCCACUCUCUUUUUUUUCAUCUCAAAUUUCAUCCCUUAGAUGUUGUCUGCAAUGAACUACCUAAGACCGUUGAUCGAAUAUUCAGAGAAGACAUACCAUGUGAAAGCUAAACUUUGCUCAUUUUGCAUAAAUAGGACAGCAAGAAAAAAGAAGAUGAAUUUUCAAGUUACAUGAAAUGGAAGGAUUUGUAGGUGUAAGAAAGAAAAGUAACAAGGUAAGAGGGUGUAUUAAGACAAGCAGAGGACCUUGGGUGGUUCAUAGAAACACUAAGAAGGGUGUUGUUAUGUCCCUCCGGUUUCCAACUGAUAGGGAACGCGAAAACAAUAAGGAAAGGGAAAAGAAUCGCAGGAAAAUCACCCGGAAAAUCUAUGCAGGACUUCGAGUUCAUGGAAAUUACAAGUUGCCUAAACAUGCUGAUAACAAUGACUUGUUGAAGGCUCUCUGUGACGAAGCCGGAUGGUACGUUCAGGAGGAUGGUACAGUCUGUAGGAAGGUUGCUGUAGUAGAGAAUGUAGCAGGGUUGAAAAGUGAGCUUAAGACUCAAAUCUCAAGUGGUGGUGAUGUUGCAGUUUCUGAAGAUCAAUCUAAUUUGUGUAACAAAAAUGAUGGAUGCAUUCAAGAAUCUGUUGGAGAAUAUGGGAUUGAUUUAACACUUUCACUUUCUCUACCUGGCUAUAAUUAGUUAUAAUUCAAGAGUGUCAAAAAUAGAGAGCUACUAAUUGAUUAAUAGAUAUAGAAGAUAUAAGAUGUGAUUUAUUGACAAAUACAAGAAUGUGCACAUUAAACUCUAUCUAUGAAUGAGAAAUGCCCCCUUCAUAUAGCCCACUAUAAAGGCUAGAAUGUUCAUAAUACUGUUUGGAAAUCUAUCUAUGAAUGAGAAAUGUUCGGUUCAUAGCCACUACAAACGCUAAAAUAUUUAUAAUAAUGUUUGUUAGUAUAAUUUUCUUUAAAUAU
Messenger RNA from Beta vulgaris subsp. vulgaris (sugar beet), 2377 nucleotides. Its product is annotated as protein BRASSINAZOLE-RESISTANT 2-like. Lineage: Eukaryota; Viridiplantae; Streptophyta; Magnoliopsida; Caryophyllales; Amaranthaceae. Bases 1599 to 2105 code for a protein of 168 amino acids. The record is from RefSeq and is a predicted model, not a curated record. Gene Ontology annotation, molecular function: DNA-binding transcription factor activity. The transcript is spliced from 2 exons. Gene Ontology annotation, biological process: brassinosteroid mediated signaling pathway; DNA-templated transcription.